This is a messenger RNA of Daphnia pulex (common water flea), 2794 nucleotides long. RefSeq names its product DNA-binding protein D-ETS-6-like. Gene Ontology annotation, biological process: cell differentiation; regulation of transcription by RNA polymerase II. Gene Ontology annotation, molecular function: sequence-specific DNA binding; DNA-binding transcription factor activity, RNA polymerase II-specific. The record is from RefSeq and is a predicted model, not a curated record. Bases 602 to 2323 code for a protein of 573 amino acids. The transcript is spliced from 5 exons. NCBI's taxonomy places the organism in Eukaryota, Metazoa, Arthropoda, Branchiopoda, Diplostraca, Daphniidae. Gene Ontology annotation, cellular component: nucleus.
GCUGUCGAGUUAACACACAGUGGUGGUGAGGAGCGUAGGCGGCAUUAGACCGGCAAAAUGGUCGAGUCGCCGCCGUCAAACUCUUAGUAUAGCGGCCUGCUUAACACAAGCCGGGCGGUUCGUCACAUCAUCAAGGAUUAAAUAAACAUUUGCAAUCAUCAAGUACAAAUCUUCAUCUAGACCAGCCGCUUUUCUCUGAUUGGCUUUUCCAGUUCAGCUAUUUCACAAGUCUGUGAGACAGAAGGGGGGGGGUGGUCGACUCUGAUUGGUUACCCGUCAUCUUUACAUGUUGAGGUUCGCCAACAGCUCCGGUCAUUUCAUCCGGUGAACUCGGUGUCGGUGGAUUCAAAUUUUGUGUUGUGACGUGAAAAUCAAAUCUAAGAUACGGUUAGAAGGAAGAAAAUGUGACUCGAGCCUAAAAUUUCGACAGCAACUUUCACCAAAACUACUAGCCCCACAGACACCUACAGGUCGUGUGUGACUCACCGUGAAUCACGAAAGUGUCGCAAUCUCUUUUUCAAACAAACAAAUUUCCCACACGACCACACAGCCAAUCAAGGUGAAUAUUUCAAAUUCGAGAUAUACCCAAGGCGUUUUCUUCAUGAGUGUCGGUACCUGCUUCAAUUUCCCGGUGGGUUUCACGAUGGAUCGCCAAAAUCAUCAGCCGUCGGCGGCUGGUGGCGGUUUUUACUCGGCCCAAGAGUCACCCAGUUCUAUUCUAUGGGACCUGGACAGCUCUUCGCUGAUUGUCCCGCCGCUAGUUCCAGCCUAUUUCCAUCCGUCGGCGGAAUUCCGCCCGCAUCAGACGUCGGGCGUCGAUACGAUGCGUCGUGAGAUCUCAGAAGAGAGCGGCUAUCAAACGGCCUUUGACGAAGGGUCCUCGUCGUGGGCGUCCGAUUGGCCAACCAAUGAAGACCAGACAACGGAAUUCCAGCAGCAUCAAGGUUGGUCCUCGACGGAGGACUUCCUGGCUCAAGAUAGCCAACUCACUAGCGACGAAAUGAGUUGGUUUCAACAGCAGCAGCAGCCCAAUUGGGGAUUCCCUGACGUUUUCACGGCCGCCACACCCACCAUCAAUCCAAUUCAAUCGGAAAAUUACAUCAACAACCCGAAUCAUCUAACGUCAUCAAUGGCCGGAAGAAGUGAAAGUACUUCUUCAGAAGAGACACUCAACGACGUCUCUGUCCCAUCAGACCCGAGUACGUGGAACCAAGAACAGGUGGUUACCUGGCUAAGAUGGUCGCAAAAGAAGUUGAAGAUUGGGCCAGAAUCGACUGACCCGGCCAAAUUUCCUACCAAUGGCCAACAUCUCUGUUCGUGGACUGUAGACAAUUUUGUCCAAGUUGCCGGAUCAGAAGCUGGACCCCUUUUGGCCGCCGCCCUUUUCUGGCUGAAACGACCACAUCUACAAUCGACUCAUGGAGAGGGUGCAGAGGUCCUGGAAACGAUCCGGGUUCAAUCGCAACCAGUUCAGGAGACUCAACAGUCGGGUGUCAUGUCGUUCUCGCAUCCAUCGAAUGAAUCACCGCUCACGGCCAGUACUUCAAGUGUUAACGCAUCGCCGUCGGGUGGUUCGCAUCCGUCUUGGUGGAUUCAGGAUUUCCUCCACACUACCUUGGGAAUUGCCCGCAGGAAAAAAGGGUCGCCAGAUUCGCCCGAUUUUAAUAAAGAAGGCGGUAAAUCGACUCAAGAUCCGGAUCCGGCUUCUACAUCAGGCCAAAUUCAGUUGUGGCAGUUCCUGCUCGAGUUGCUGGCCGAUCCGCAAUCAAACGCUGCCUGGAUCGCAUGGGAGGGAAGCCAAGGUGAAUUCAAGUUACUCGAUCCUGAUGAAGUUGCUCGCCAAUGGGGAAAUCGCAAAGCCAAACCCAACAUGAACUACGACAAGCUCAGUCGGGCCCUAAGAUACUAUUACGAUAAGAACAUAAUGAGCAAAGUUGCUGGAAAGCGUUACACGUACAAAUUCGAUUUCAAUGGAUUGAUGCAAGCUUGCCAACAGCUGACGACGGUGACUAGUGCGGAAACAUUGGCCAUGUCUUCAUCGACGAGUUUGCAUUUGGCCUACAUCCAUCGCGGAGGUCAAGUGCCUCCUUUAAUGCCGAGCAGCAGCAGCCCCAUGGUCCAGGAUGGAGAGACGACAGCUCAUUCAUCUCAUUAUCGGUCCCCACCACCGUAUUGGUUUGCCAACUCUUCGGCCGCUUCACCAUCACGUUGGAACGCUCAGUCUGACGUGGUUCUGCAAUCAUCACCGCAAAUGAUCUCGGCGGCCAGUUCACCUUCAUCGUCUGUCACAUCGCAGUGUUCGAUUCUGUAUCACAACAAGUAGUCAAACAUGCCAAUCUUCAACGCGCCAUCGAGUUCAUUCAACAAAAUAUAAUAGAGUAGGCCUCCGUUAUUAUUAAAAAAUCAUUUCCUCUUUCUUUUCUCCAUACGGUCAUUCCAUUUUUUCGUAAGGUAUUGAAAUCCCCCCCAAAAAAACCAAAUCUACUUUGAUGAUGAAUUUCUCGUGUUGUACGAAAUGUUUGCCGAAUCUCUGGAAUUCGCCAAAGCGGAUGUAGUACUCACAACGGAUGCCAACAAGUUUCUAAUAUUAUUAUGUAAAGAUUAAAAAACAUUUGUUUUGCCAAUGUUUCAUACUAUAUACUCCGAUGUCACCACCAACUACCUGGCCCUUUUGACACUUGGCCAGGGUGAGCAGUCGUGAUAAUACAAAGAAAAAUCUGGGUCUCAAAUGAAUGAUCAUCUGUUCUAGCAAUUUUAAUAGUCGCUCGGAUGAAAUACAAUACCUCAUUGAUGA